ACGAGAGGAGGAGGUUAGAUUGAUCGAGAGGGAAGAAGAGGAGGAAGAGGGGAUUGGUUCUUCUAGUAAUGGGAGAAUCAAGCGGAUCGGUCUCGGUGGACGUGGAGAGGAUCUCCUUUGGAGGGAAGGAGCAUCAUGUGUUAACAAGCCAUGGUCCGAUUUCAGUUGCUGUUUAUGGGGAUCUGGAAAAGCCUGCACUUGUUACUUAUCCAGAUGUUGCUUUAAACCAUAUGUCAUGCUUUCAAGGGCUGUUUUUUUGUCCGGAAGCUGCUUCUUUGCUGCUUCAUAAUUUCUGCAUAUACCAUAUUAGUCCUCCAGGUCAUGAGUUGGGUGCUGCUCCAAUUUCUUCAGAUGAACCAGUGCUUUCUUUAGAUCAGUUAGCUGAUCAGGUGGCAGAAGUUCUUGAUUUCUUUGGGUUGGAAACUGUCAUGUGCUUUGGGGUCACAGCUGGUGCUUAUAUUCUUACCCUUUUUGCUACUAAAUAUAGGGAGCAUGUCCUAGGACUGAUACUCGUCUCACCUCUUUGUAAGGCUCCCUCAUGGUCAGAGUGGUUAUAUAUGAAGGUAGUGUCAAAUUUCCUCUAUUUUUAUGGAAUGUGUGGCUUAGUCAAGGAGUACUUACUCCAACGAUACUUCAGUAAGGAAGUACGAGGAAGUUCACAGGUUCCCGAGUCAGAUAUAGUACAAGCCUGUAGAAGUUUGCUGGAUGAGAAGCAGAGUGCAAAUGUCUGGUGGUUUCUUCAGUCAAUUAAUGGGAGACAUGACUUGACUGAAGCAUUGAAGAAACUUCAGUGUCGGACUCUAAUUUUUGUGGGUGAGGACUCCCCAUUUCACUCGGAGGCCCUCCACAUGUCCGCAAAGCUGGACAAGAGAUACAGUGCAUUGGUUGAGGUUCAGGGAUGUGGGUCGGUGGUGACGGAAGAGCAGCCCCACGCCAUGCUGAUACCAAUGGAGUACUUCCUCAUGGGGUAUGGAUUGUACCGUCCAAGCCAACUGAGCUACAGCCCGCGAAGUCCCCUCAGUCCAUUGUGCAUCUCUCCGGAGUUGCUUUCCCCAGAGAGCAUGGGAGUGAAGCUAAAGCCCAUCAAGACUCGAAUACCCGCUGAAGUUUGAGGAGCUCAAAUUCAACAUUUGAGUUGUGACUACACGGGGGCUCAUGCAAGCUGCAAUGCCAACAUCAGUUUUGCAAACCAUGUAAACUCUGACAUGUACUUCCUAUACAUAUAGAGUGUUUCUUUUUGUGUUCUUUUAGUGUAAGACCAGGUUACUGGACUGUACAUAUUAUUAUCAAGGGUUGGCUGGAAUCCGUAGACAGUAAUCUGGUAACAUCUUACUCUAUUCUUUUGUACUCCUUGUAAAGUUAUUGUUUAUGAUGACAGAAUAAGGAAUGAGAGAGAUGGGCUGUACUCCAUCAUUAGUAGCUUUGU
Musa acuminata subsp. malaccensis (wild Malaysian banana) is the source of this 1426-nucleotide messenger RNA. RefSeq names its product protein NDL1. The record is from RefSeq and is a predicted model, not a curated record. Lineage: Eukaryota; Viridiplantae; Streptophyta; Magnoliopsida; Zingiberales; Musaceae.